Messenger RNA from Anolis sagrei ordinatus, 2290 nucleotides. The record is from RefSeq and is a predicted model, not a curated record. NCBI's taxonomy places the organism in Eukaryota, Metazoa, Chordata, Lepidosauria, Squamata, Anolidae.
GAAAGCAAGCAAGAUGGCAGCCAAGCCCUUACCUGAUUCUCCAUCUUGGAUGAGCUGGAGGACCCUGCUGUUCCUCAUCGCAGCAGCCUUCUUGGUGGGCUUCGGACAGAGCUGCCCAUCCAAGUGUGUCUGUCCUGCCCAUAACACCGCUGUCUUCUGCAACAGCCGGAAUCUGACCACCGUUCCUGGAAGGAUCCCUCCAGAUUCUGAGUUCUUGGACCUGAGUCGCAACUCCCUCCACACCUUGAGGGAGGGCAUGUUCUCCCGCCUCUGGGUCCUGAAGGAGCUGGACCUCAGCCACAACAUGAUCUCCAAUAUCGAAGAGCAGACCUUCAAUUGCCUGCGGAACUUGAUGACCCUCCGGUUGAAAGGGAACCGGUUGGACAUGGUCCCGGAGGGUGUCUUCACAGGGCUACCCAACCUCUCCAUCCUGGACAUCAGCGAAAACCGGAUCCUUGUUUUCCUGGACCACUCCUUCAGGGAUCUCUCCAACCUCAGGAAGCUGGAGACAGGGGACAACCACCUGGUCUUCAUCUCCAGCCAAGCAUUCAGCGGCCUUUGGAGCCUCCAGCAGCUGACGCUGGAGAAAUGCAAUAUCACUAGCGUCCCGACCGAGGCCCUCUCCCAUCUCCGCCAACUUGUGGAGCUCCGGCUCAAAGUCUUGAAUGUCACCGUCAUCCCCAACUAUGCUUUCCAAACACUGCAUCACCUCAAGGAUCUAGAAAUCCAUCGGUGGCCUUUCCUGACCUCACUGCAGUCCGAGAGUCUCUCCGGCCUGAACAUCACCUCCUUGUCUAUCACCAAGUGCAACCUACGUGACGUUCCUUACAAAGCCAUCAAGCACUUGGCUCAUCUCCGUUUCCUCGAUCUCUCAUACAACCCCAUCUCUGUGAUCCAAGGGAAGCGGCUGGUUGAUCUGUCCCGUCUUCAGGAGUUCCACCUCACGGGUGGACAACUGGCCACCAUACAGGCCCAUGCCUUUCAGGGCCUGGUCCACUUUCGUCUCCUCAAUGUCUCCAGCAAUGACUUGCAGACCCUCGAGGAGAAGGUCUUCCACUCAGUGGGGAACCUAGAGGUCCUCCGAUUAGACCGGAACCCCCUGGCUUGUGAUUGCCGCCUCCUCUGGAUCGUUCGGAGAAGGAGGAGGCUCAAUUUUGAGUCCCGGCAGCCGAUCUGUUCUACCAACUCCACCAGGAAAGGAAAGACCUUCCAUAAAAUCUCAGAGGUCCCACCCGGUCACUUCAGGUGUAGGAAGCCAAAGAUUGUGGACAAGGCUCUCCAGAAAGUGAACGUUGAGGAAGGUGGCCAAGCCAACUUGACUUGCAAAAGCGAGGGAGAUCCACCUCCUGUGGUUUCGUGGGUCUCCCCUCAAAACGUGACAUUGGACAUUGGCCGCAGAGGCCGGAUGCUGGUCCUUCCUGAUGGUUCCUUGAAGAUCCAUUAUGCCUUGCUUGGAGACAGUGGGUCGUACCACUGCAUCGCCAGCAACGCUGCAGGCAUCGACAUGAUGGAGGCCUACCUCCAUGUCUCUAUACCUCUUUUCAACAACUCUGCAUUCGCAAACAACGCCAGCUUACUCAGCGAUCCGGGCAACCAGCUCCCCUUCCUGGUGGACCUCGGGACCUUGGUGGGCAUCUUGGUCAUUGGGGUGGUACCCUUCCUGUGCUCAGUCAUGAUUUGCUUCAUCUUUAUCUUUCUCUGGAGUAAAGGCAGAGGGAACGCCAAGCACCACGUGAUUGAAUCGGUGCCCCGUUUCCCCCGUGGGUACAAGGCCAUCACUAACAAAAACAGAACCCCAACUAAAAAACCCAGAUGAGAUGAGUCCUUGGCUUCCUUCUCCUUGCAGUUUUGGGACGGUGAGAUGUCUUCUUAGGCCUCGAUCCAAUCGUUAGUCCUAACUAGCGUACACCCAUUUGGUCCACUCUAGUUGGAAUUACGGAAUUGGUGGGCCUAACUCUGCAUAAGCAUUGAUUUACCAUUGUAGUUGGGAUGGACUACAGAAUUAGUGAGUCAACUUUAUUUGAGACUAUGGAUUCAGUGGAUCUAACUCUACAUAAGAUUUGACUUAUCAUGUUCCAUUGAUUCAGUUACUCUAACUGGGAUUUACUAUGGGUUAGAUGAGUCUACUUGAGAGUGUGGAGUCAAUGAGUCUAACUAAACAUAUGAGUUGACUUUCUAAUCCUUGAUUCUACUCUAAUUGGGACUUACUACUGAAUUAAUGGGUUUGCUGUAGACAAUCAACUAUUUGAGUCCAACGCAACCUAAGAGUUGACUUAUCAUGUUCCCAUUA